Physcomitrium patens is the source of this 1894-nucleotide messenger RNA. RefSeq lists its product as uncharacterized. Gene Ontology annotation, cellular component: nucleus. Gene Ontology annotation, molecular function: DNA-binding transcription factor activity, RNA polymerase II-specific; sequence-specific DNA binding. The record is from RefSeq and is a predicted model, not a curated record. Gene Ontology annotation, biological process: positive regulation of DNA-templated transcription. Lineage: Eukaryota; Viridiplantae; Streptophyta; Bryopsida; Funariales; Funariaceae.
UUCCAUUUGACUCGGUUAUUGGCACGCGACUGUGAGCCGACUGCAGUCGGAAGAGCUCAUCACCUCGUCGAGGACACGAUAAAGGAAAGCCUGGGGCCACAGUGAUUGCUGUAUCACGAUUGUGUCGAGCGCGUCGGCAAGAGGGGAUAGAGACUUGAAAGGAAAGGGGAGGGAAGGGUGUAAGGAGGCCCACGGGCAGGGUCAAGGUGUCCAAUGCACCUGCAAGAUCAGGAAGCUUGAAGUAGAUCAGGGAAAAAACGAUGGUAGUCCCUAGUUUACCCGCCUUCGGAGGACAGAACGCCAUGCUCAGACGCAACAUUGACAACAACACCGACACUCUGAUUUCUCUGCUUCAAGGGUCCUGCUCCCCUCGCGUGAGCAUGCAACAAGGAUAUGUUGCAGUGCCGCGUUCAUCGGAGAGUCUCGAAAACAUGAUGGGGGCUUGUGGGCAAAAACUGCCUUACUUUUCGUCAUUUGAUGGGCCGAGUGUAGAAGAGCAAGAGGAUGUCGACGAAGGUAUCGACGAAUUCGCACACCACGUGGAGAAAAAGAGGAGAUUGUCAUUAGAACAAGUGCGAUCAUUAGAACGGAAUUUUGAAGUGGAAAACAAGCUUGAGCCCGAGAGGAAAAUGCAACUAGCUAAGGAGCUUGGACUGCAACCUCGUCAAGUGGCGGUGUGGUUCCAGAAUAGACGGGCAAGGUGGAAAACCAAACAGCUCGAGCGCGACUACGAGACCCUGAAGAAAGCCUACGACAGGCUUAAAGCAGACUUCGAAGCCGUUACUCUAGACACAAGUGCUCUUAAAGCUGAGGUGAGUCGCCUCAAGGGAAUCUCUAAUGACGACGUCAAGCCCGCCGAAUUCGUUCAGGGCAAGUGUGACACAACGAGUCACCCUGCCUCCCCUGCGCAAUCGGAGAGGUCCGACAUUGUGUCAUCGAGGAAUCGCACAACUCCUACCAUACAUGUGGAUCCCGUGGCACCCGAGGAAGCCGGCGCUCACUUAACCAUGAGCUCGGAUAGCAAUUCCAGCGAGGUCAUGGACGCUGAUAGCCCUCGCACGAGCCACACCAGCGCUAGUAGGAGCACUUUGUCCACAAGUGUGGUGCAGCCUGACGAGGGCCUGGGAGUGGCCCAGUACCCCCACUUUUCUCCCGAAAACUUCGUGGGUCCCAAUAUGCCAGAGAUUUGCGCUGAUCAGUCACUUGCAUCUCAAGUGAAGCUGGAAGAGAUCCACAGCUUCAAUCCCGACCAAACCUUCCUGCUCUUGCCCAACUGGUGGGAUUGGGCUUGAUUCGUUUCUUCAUCUGUACCCAUACACUUUUUCCUUGAAUCCAAGUUGAAUUCACUUUAGGCAGUGUUUUUUCACGAUGUACCACUUGUUAUUCUUCCACCAUGUGCAAUCCAACGUCAACCAAAGUUGCACCAUCGGCGAUCAUUGGUGACGAUGUCGAGCAUCGAUCGUCACCAUGCCAGUCGGCGCUUGUGCCUUUUUGAACAGCAGCAGGAAGGCAACAGAAAACUCUGGGAAAAGCAACCAGGAGCUUCGAAGUUAGGUGCUGCAACCUUGCUAGAUAUAUGAUCGAAUCUUGAGGAAUUAUGUAGUUAAGUAGUUGGACUUAUGUAAAAAGUCAGAGUAGGGACACAUAGCCCCUUUGGACCAGAGCUAGAACCGAAACACACUAAUCGGAUUACUACAACUUCAAUUCACUUGCCUUGGUGACACAGUGAUGGCGAUGGUCCGUGCAUCUGCAGUAUUGUUGUCGGCCGUGUAAUUGUACAUAUGCGAAUAAGCAUUGGUUCUCAAGGUAGGAAAGGAGGAAAAAAUCUUUCGUUGUCGCUGUUGUGCGUCCCUGACCACACUCAUGGAAUAAAGUGGCACCUCUUUUUAUUCUA